This is a messenger RNA of Phasianus colchicus (ring-necked pheasant), 3452 nucleotides long. The record is from RefSeq and is a predicted model, not a curated record. Lineage: Eukaryota; Metazoa; Chordata; Aves; Galliformes; Phasianidae.
GACAGCUCGGGGGGAACAGACAGCGUGGGGGGGGGGAGGAAACAGCGUGAGGGGGGACACGCAGCUUGACUCGGGGUGUCAGCAGCCCAGAGGGGCACAGGCAGCGCGGCGGUGGCUGUUAGUUGGGAGGAGGACGGACGGGCAGCCCAACUGAUAAGGUGACAGCAGGGGGACACAGUGACACCCCCAGGAGGCACAGCAAGGCGCUGGGAAGCGGGGGGUGCCCCCGGCGGGAUGAGCGGCGGAACGCGGCGGGACCCCACCCGGGGAGCGGGACCGAGGGAGUGCGGGGACCGCCCCACAGCCGUCCCGCGGCGGCGUUAGGGCAGCGCGGGGCCCCCGUCGUGCGGCCGCGUCAGGGAUGCGGAGCCGGGGCUGCGGCACGGCCGGACCCCGCGGGCAGCACCGACCGAGAGCGGGCACCGGCGCCGGGACAGCGGAGGAGCAGUGGAGGGAUUUGAAGCUGGGCCAGACGGCAGAGGGAAAUGUGACCGUCGCUCCACCGAGCCCGGGAGUGAAGGGAACGCUGCGCUGGAAGAGAGGCAGUGGGAAACCCACGGAGGGAGGAUCGCGGGGUCCCCCAUCCCCACACUGCGGGGCAGUGAGCACCAGAAGCCGCUCCGCCUGGGGUCGGGGACACCGUUCUUUCCACCGGACAGCAGUACCCAUCCGAGCCUGAUGAGAAGCUCGUGAACCUAUGCAGACCAGGAAGAAAUACAUUUUCCUGACUUUCCUCGCCUCUUGGCUUCUGCUUUUCUUCUUUGGAAGAGAGCAGCUGCGCCGUUUCGCUUUCUUUCCCAGGAGGAACGUCGCAGCCCGCAGGAGUUGGCCGCGCUGGGCGGAUCGUGCCCUCCUGCACAGCUUUGCGGAGCCCCGGGAGCUGCAGGGCAGCGGUGACACAGCGCAGCCCUCACCCCGAGCCCGGCGGGCGGCACAGCUGAGCACAUCCCAAGGCAGCCGGUGCCGCAUGGAGAGCUGCUUCGACGCCUCCCGCUGCCAGAAUGGCUUCAAAGUGUUCACGUACCCGCGGGAGCACGGUGAGCCCAUGUCGGAGAGCUACAGCAAGAUCCUCGCCUCCAUCGAGCGCUCGCGUUACUACACCCCGCGUCCCGAGGAAGCCUGUCUCUUCGUGCUGAGCAUCGACACGUUGGACCGCGACCCCCUGUCUGCUCACUACAUCCGCAGCGUGGAGCAGAGGAUCCGCUCCUUCCCGUUGUGGAACAGCGGCCGCAACCACCUCAUCUUCAACCUGUAUGCGGGCACCUGGCCCAACUACACUGAGGAGCUGGGUUUUGACAUUGGUCACGCCAUGCUGGCCAAAGCCAGCUUCCACAGCAAGAACUUCAGGCCCGGUUUUGAUGUCUCCAUCCCUUUGUUUCCCAGGGAGCACCCGCAGCGCGGCGGGCAGAGCGGGUGGCUGCACCACAACUCGGUGCCCCCAAAAAAGAAAUAUUUGCUGGUGUUCAAGGGGAAACGUUACCUGACCGGGAUUGGCUCCGGCACCAGGAAUGCUUUGCACCACAUCCACAACGGGAGGGACAUCGUGUCGCUCACCACCUGCAGGCAUGGCAAGGACUGGGAGAGGCACAAGGACAUGCGCUGUGACCAGGACAACGUGGACUAUGAAAAGUUUGAUUACCAGGAGCUGCUGCACAACUCCACCUUCUGCAUCGUGCCCCGUGGCCGGCGUCUGGGCUCCUUCCGCUUCCUGGAGGCACUGCAGGCCGCCUGCAUCCCAGUGCUGCUGAGCGACGGCUGGGAGCUGCCCUUCUCUGAGGCCAUCGACUGGGGCAAAGCGGCCGUGGUGGGCAGCGAGCGACUUCUCCUGCAGAUCCCCUCUGCCAUCCGCUGCAUCCGCCCGGAGCGCGUGCUGGCAUUCCAACAGCAGACCCAGUUCCUGUGGGACGCGUACUUCUCCUCUGUCGACAAGAUCGUGCACACCACGCUGGAGAUCAUUCGGGAUCGGCUGCUCCCGCACCGCUCGCGGUCCCGCAUCCUCUGGAACGCACUGCCUGGGGGGCUGCUGGCACUGCCCGACUUCUCCACGCACCUUGGGGACUUUCCCUUCUACUACCUGCAGCACGGUAGGUUCCCGUGCCACACGUGCUCUGUGUGCCUGAUGCCUGCCCCCACACCUCUCCUUUUCCCCCACAUUGCAGGCUCCAGCCCUUCUGACAAGUUCACAGCACUGCUCUGGGCUGCUCCUCAACUGGGCUCCCUCUCCCAGUCCACUCUCAAGCUCAUCCAGGCCGUCUCCAAGUCCCAGUACUGUGCGCAGAUCCUGGUGCUGUGGAGCUGCGAGAAGCCGCCGCCACCGAGUGCGAUGUGGCCACAGACUGCUGUGCCUCUCACCAUCAUCCAGGGCAGGACGAAGCUCAGCGACCGCUUCUUCCCAUACGCAGCCAUUGGGACGGACGCAGUGCUCAGCCUGGAUGAGCACACCAGCCUCUCCACCAGUGAGGUGGAUUUUGCCUUUGUGGUGUGGCGCAGCUUCCCUGAGCGCAUCGUGGGCUUCUCUGCAUGGAGCCACUUCUGGGACCCCGAGCAGAAGCGCUGGGGCUACACCUCCAGGUGGACCAACAAGCUCUCCAUCGUCCUCACCACCGCCGCCUUCUACCACAGGUAUUACCACAGCCUCUUCACGGAGUACCUCCCCGCGGGGCUGCGGGAGCUGGUGGACAGCCUGACCGCCUGCGAGGACAUCCUUAUGAACCUGCUGGUGGCUGCUGUCACCAAGCUGCCUCCCAUCAAGGUCACGCAGUGGAAGCAGCACAAAGAAGCUGCGUCUCAGCUGGUAGGAUGGCAUCCUGGGGUUCAGGGACUCCCCAGCAGAGCCCUUCACCCUGUAUUCUCCUCCUGCUCAGGUGAAGGACACGGCGGCAGGCAGCACCCGGCGUUUCUCCCAGCAACAGGAUUGCCUCAACCAGCUGGUGGACUGGUUUGGCUCCAUGCCACUCGUGUCCUCCCAGCUUCGCCUCGACCCAGUGCUCUUCAAGGACCAGGUCUCUGUCCUGCGCAAGAAAUAUCGCUACUUGGAGAAGCCCUGAGCUCAGCCGUGCAGCCCAAACCCCUGCACAGACCUCGCAGGACAUGGCACAGCCCUCCUGGACCAAGCGCUGCCACGGGGCUUUAUUCCUGAUUGGGUUUUACCAGUACAAUAAAGAUCGGUGGAGGUGCAAAGUCUGACAUGGGGUGAGCAUAUUGUACCCAGCAAUGGCACAGCACUGUGCCACCAACUCACAGCACCUCUGGGCUCAGCAGCCACUGCUGUGCUCCCGUGUAUGGUCACAGCACCGGGUGCCCCAUAGCUCCACACGCUGCAGGGCCACCUCCCCGUCCCUGUGUCCCCGUGAUGCUUUCCUGCCACCAUCCCCACUCCGAGAGCAGCUGGCCGGGAGGGCUGAGCUUCCCAAAAGUAAACAGAACAGCGAUAAGGGGUGAGAGCAGGGCGA